Messenger RNA from Eublepharis macularius, 4797 nucleotides. It is a transcript of the gene SEMA4D, whose product is annotated as semaphorin 4D. Gene Ontology annotation, biological process: semaphorin-plexin signaling pathway; ossification involved in bone maturation; negative regulation of transcription by RNA polymerase II. The record is from RefSeq and is a predicted model, not a curated record. The transcript has 17 exons. The coding region runs from base 823 to 3378 and encodes 851 amino acids. Gene Ontology annotation, molecular function: semaphorin receptor binding; chemorepellent activity. NCBI's taxonomy places the organism in Eukaryota, Metazoa, Chordata, Lepidosauria, Squamata, Eublepharidae.
GGAGGGGGCACCUAGGCGUUGCAGAUCUGCAGCGAUUUCCUCCGGCCCUUUGAAUCUCCCCGCCCCCAGCCACAGCCACGGGCAUCCCUUCUCCCCAGAGCCUCUGGCUGCAGCCGGGCAAUACGGCGGCUGUGCGGCUCGCCCUUGUAUCGAGCGCUUCUCCUCUUCCAGCAGCCGCCAUACUGCGGGGCAACCCAAACUUGUUACACACUGGCACCAACUCCUCCUCCUUCGGUCGCUGCCGCCGCCCCCAUUUCUAUUCCCAUCAAGUGCUGCUGGGCGCGUCGCGAGGUCCAGUUAACCUGCUACUGGGAGGAAGGGAAAACGGCUGGGGAACUUGGAAGAAGCAAGCCGAGCAGCUUAUAAACAUGCAGGAGCUAGACCCUAGUUAAUAGUCUAGGACCAUCUGUGUCUGCAGCAAUGCUGAAGGUACUGAAGAUUCCUGGGCUAGUGUUGAAUUAUACAGAAAGAAGAUACGUUGGGUAGCUCAUUCCUGAUGUAAAAAAUGAAAAAUUCCAAAUGGUCACAGGUUUUUAUAGCAUCCUAACUUAGAAGAAUGUGCACAAGAAGCAGAAGAGGUGUUGAGGUUCAUUCUGAAAGUCCUUUCUGUUCAGUAUUGUGGCGAACCCACAGUCACUGGAGGAAGUGACCCAUCAGAAUAUAUAUAUUUGGAAGCAUCCUUGCAAGACAUCAGCCACACAUACAUUGUUUGAUGAUGUCUGUAUUUCCACAAACUGUCUAAACGCAAAAGACAUUUUGUCACCAAAUGAACAGUUGCUUCAGUAGUUCUCCAUCUACUUUCACAGAACAAGGACACAUAACAUGGCUCUUGUUCUGUACGGCGCUGUGGGUUUAUUUAUUGGAAUGGCAACAGCAUUUGGUCCAGUGCCCCGGAUCACUUGGGAACACAGAGAAAUACAUCUAGUACAUUUUCAAGAGCCAAAAACAUUUAACUACUCAACUUUAUUACUAAGCGAAGACAAAGACAUUUUAUAUGUGGGAGCCAGAGAAGUAAUCUUUGCAUUAAAUUCAUUAAACAUUUCUGACAAACAGCAAGAGGUGUUUUGGAAAGUCACUGAAGACAAGAAAACGAAGUGUGCAGAAAAGGGCAAAUCUAAACAGACAGAGUGCCUUAACUAUGUUCGUGUCUUACAACAACUGAACGAUACUUUUCUUUAUGUUUGUGGAACAAAUGCCUUUCAGCCAGUUUGUGAUUACCUGAAUCUGUUGUCGUUUGAAUUUGGGGGUAAAAAUGAAGAUGGUAAAGGAAGAUGUCCAUUUGAUCCUGCACAAAGUUAUACAUCAGUUAUGGUUGAUGGGGAACUUUACACUGGAACGUCUUACAACUUCUUGGGAAGCGAACCUAUUAUCUUUAGAAACUCACAGCAAAGUCCACUAAGAACUGAAUAUGCAAUUCCUUGGCUCAAUGAACCAAAUUUCAUUUUUGCUGAUGUAAUAAGAGCUGAUCCGGACAAUGCAGAUGAAGAUGAUGACAAAAUAUACUUCUUUUUCACGGAGGUGUCUGUGGAAUAUGAAUUUCUUGGGAAGCUGAUGAUUCCAAGGAUAGCUAGAGUUUGUAAGCGGGACCAAGGUGGACUUCGGACUUUACAAAAAAAAUGGACUUCCUAUCUCAAGGCCAGGAUGCUUUGCUCUGCACCAGAUAAGAAUUUAAUUUUCAACAUUGUGAAUGAUGUCUUUAUUUUGAAGUCUCCAAGCCUGAGAGAGUCAGUGAUUUAUGGGGUUUUCUCACCACAAUUGAAUAAUGUAGGACUAUCUGCUGUGUGUGCAUACAACAUUUCUACAGUGGAGGAUGUUUUUGCCAAAGGGAAGUACAUGCAAAGUGCCACAGUUGAACAGUCCCACACAAAGUGGGUGCGAUACAAUGGAGAGAUUCCAAGACCCCGGCCUGGAGCGUGCAUGAACAAGGAGGCCAGAACAGAUGGUUACCUCAGUACACUCAACUUACCUGACAAAACACUACAGUUUGUCAAAGACCAUCCUCUGAUGGAUGAUUCUGUGACCCCAAUAGGAGAUAGACCCAAACUGGUAAAACGGGAUGUGAAGUAUACACAGAUUGUGGUGGACCGAGUUAGAGCCCUGAAUGGCACCGUGUAUGAUGUCAUGUUCAUCAGUACAGAUCGAGGGGCCCUUCACAAAGCUAUCAGCUAUGAGAAUGGAAUGCAUAUUAUUGAAGAAAUCCAGCUCUUCCCAAAUUUUGAGCCCGUUCAGACACUGCUGCUUUCUUCCAAACAGGGCAAACAGUUCCUCUACGCUGGGUCCAAUGCUGGGGUUGUGCAGUCCCCUCUUGCCUUUUGUGACAAGUACAGCACCUGUGUUGACUGUGUCUUGGCACGAGAUCCAUACUGUGCUUGGGAUGCCCAGGAAUCUGUCUGUGUUGAUAACUUCAGAGAACAUGAGACUGAAAGGGACUGGAUUCAGAAUAUAGGCGGAGAUGCUUCUUCUUGCACAGAUAAAGUAAAAGAGCAUUCUCUGCAGCACACUUUCAAGCAUGGGAGUACUGCAGAGCUAAAAUGUUCUCAGAAGUCCAACCUGGCCCAGGUGGUUUGGAAAUUCAAAGAUGACGUGCUAAAGGUGGAAAGCCCUAAAUACCGUCUUCUGGAGAAAGCGCUACUCAUCUUCAAUUUAUCUGAGGGAGACAGUGGUGUUUAUCAGUGCCUGUCAGAAGAAAAAGUGAAAAAUCAGAAGUUCUCACAGGUUUUAGCCAAACAUGUUUUGGAACUGAAGAAAAUCCAGCAUACCACUGUGAGCCCAGCCCAGCCAACAACAUGGUCAGAAAGUAAUGGAAGAGCAUCCAGAAAGUCAAUGGUCUUUAUCCAGCCUCACCUUUCCUCCACUCCAGUAGCAGCAGUCACGACACCCAGGAUAGUAACAAAUCCCGUCAUCCCCAUCCUAACGAGUACCGUCUCCGAUGAACUCUUGAACUCUGUUGCUGAGGUUCCUGCAAGGGCAAUGUUUCUAAAGUCAAAUGAUAAUUGCCUUUUGAUGUUUCUCUUUCUGUUCUUUUUUGUACUGUUCCUGUGUUUGUUCUCGUACAACUGUUACAAAGGAUAUUUACCAGACCAGUGUUUAAAGUUCCGCUCUGCUUUAUUACUUGGAAAGAAGAAGCCCAAGGCAGAUUUUUCCGACUGUGAGCAAAGUGUGAAGGAGACACUGGUAGAGCCUGGCAGUCUCCUGACCCAAAGUGGAGAACAGCCAAAGCCGUCACAUGACACAGGAUAUGAGACAGAAGCAGACUAUGUCAACGGCCAUGUUCAACAUGAUGAGGAUCAUUCACAGUCUUACAAAGAAGUCAAGGACAAACCUUUUGACGUGAAGUGUGAACUGAAAUUUGCUGACUCAGAUGCUGAGGGGGAUUAAAAGAACAUCUUCAACCUCCAUAAUAAAAGUACUGUCAUUCUGACACUUUAUUUUUGAGUGGUUUAGAUGUGAUAACGGGGCCAGCAAGGGCUAUGUAUUCUCAAUUUUAUUAUAGACACAUUGUCAUUUCACACUUGGCUAGAGAAAAAUCUUGCAUUUUCUGAAAACCAGUUACAUGUUUGUUUUUUUCCUAUUUUAAAUGGCCAGUUUCCGUUUCACAUUGUGAGUUUCUAUGUUUGUUUCUGAUGAUAAUUUAACACUUGCACAUACUGUUUUAAUUAAUUUCUCUUUUCAUAGAAGGCAAUUUUUGCAGAGCCAUGCCAAAAAGAAUUUAAGUAGCUCCAGUCUGCACAUAUUUAACUGCCAUUAAAAAAAAAUCUAAUUUCAGUUUAAUUCCAAAUUGGAAAUGAUGUUUAGUUUAUCAGAUUGGUAAAUUAUAGCCUUUUUGUCCAGAUUGGGACAUUUCUUUGCAUCUAGUGAUUCUUAAUGCUCUGUGUAAUGCAUUAAUUGUACUUGGUAGCUUUAGCCAGUGAAAGAAAUGUUGAAUCUUUCCAAAACUAUUUGUGUAUCUUUUUAGACUAUGUUGUUUAUUGGGAUAAAUCUGGUUAGAUUUGCAUAACAUUCUCAGGGAUAAACUUGGGUUAAAUGUUUUUCUUUUUCUUUCUAGAACUGUAGAUAUAGCAAUUGGAUGUUUAAUGUUCAUUUUGGGCUUGUGGGGAACUUAGAUUUUCAAAAAGAAGUUGGACACUGCCACAUUAACUGAAUUUUAUGAAAUUAUUAAGUUUUUAAGUGGAUUCGUGUGGGCAAACUAAUCCUGAACCACAUCAAUGUAAGAGGAGUCUGUUACGUGGAUAUAAUGCAGAACUUGGCAAACAUUUGUUGACCCUUCCAUGAGAGACUGUUGGAGAGUUACUCUUUUUCACAGUUGGAAGGUGAUCAGGUGAAAGGGAUUUUCCCCCCUUUCCAUUACCAGCAUUGUCAAAUGUUUUCACAUCACAACUCCACCAACGUUUUUUUCUAAAAAGCAGAUGGAGAAGGAAACCAGAGGCUGGAAGAACUGCCUGAAGAGCCAGCCACUUUCUCUCUAUUGGAAUUCAGAUGUACUAAAUGUGGUUCAUAACAGCGCUAGUUGUCUGUAAAACUGGUUUGUGCUGUACGGUUUUAAAUAGUAGUAUCUCACUUCUGCAUUUUGCUAAUUGUAAAUAUGGUUAGAGAUAGAAUUUUCAUCGUUGUUAAAUAUGCAGUAUGUCAGAAACUCCCCCGCCCCAGUUAAAACCCUUUGUGACUCAAUGUAGACUGUCUUAAGUAUAAAUGAUUUUAUAUUUUGUAAGAUUCAGUUUGCUUUUAUUUUUCUAUUUUUAAUUAUGUACAUAUGAAAAUGGUAAAAAUAAAUAUUCAAAUAAAUUGUAUCACAUCUUU